GUAAGCUAGUUACACAUCACAGACGAGAGGUCCAAAGAAUCUCCAGAAAAGAUGAGUCGGUGAGAGUACUGAGCCAUGUGGUUGAACAUUAUCAUCUCUGAUGAUGAUUGAACUGGCCCUUGCAAAUUAAACUAUUCCAAAAGUCCUCUUCCCCCCCCCCCCCCCCAGAUGGGCUUUCAGAUUCUCAAAUUCUCACCAUUUGUUUCUCCUAGAACUCUAGUUUUCAACCCUGCUCCAAUCUCGCGUUUCCGAGCACAGUCAAACUACUCAAUCCCCAUUAACACCCACAAGACCAAUUUCUAUCCACCUUCAUCGAAACCCAUCAAUCAGUUCAAAUUAUCAGUUGGGUUUGGUGGGUUGGUUCAUCAGAGAAAGAGAAACUUCAGAGGUGGGGUUGUUGUGGCCAUGGCGGCACCUGGGUCUACUCAGAAAUCGGAGGAGGACUGGCGCGCUAUUCUCUCUCCUGAACAGUUCCGCAUUCUGAGGCAGAAAGGAACAGAGUACCCAGGUACAGGGGAAUAUGAUAAGUUCUUUGAUGAUGGAGUCUACAGUUGUGCAGGAUGUGGAACUCCUCUCUACAAGUCGACAACCAAAUUUAACUCGGGUUGUGGUUGGCCAGCUUUCUACGAGGGUAUCCCUGGGGCGAUAAAUCGAAAUCCGGACCCUGAUGGAAGGAGGACAGAAAUUACAUGCGCUGCUUGUGGUGGACAUCUAGGCCAUGUAUUCAAAGGUGAAGGGUUUCGUACACCCACGGAUGAACGCCAUUGUGUCAAUAGUAUCUCACUGAAGUUUGUUCCUGCAAAUUCUUCUUCUUCGCUGUGAAGUUUACUCCAAUGGUGAAAUUGAAAUAAAUCUGUUAACUUUUGUUCUUUGCCUAAAAAGAAGAAAGUGUUGUUAUUGAAAUAAAUCAGGUACACAAUGCCUCUGUUGGCAGAACUGUUCUGGUCUAAAUUACAAUACAUUUUGUAUAUUUGCUCUGCUUUCUUCUCCCAUUAAGCCAACUGACUUAUAUAACAUGAGUAAUGGUUAGACAAUCCAAAUGCAUAUCAUUCUUUAAAUGAGUGGGUCUCAUCAACUUUUUCAGUGGGACCUCCUCAUCCAACGCAAGAUAAUAUGUAUUUGGCUUACAAUUUUUAGAUUCUAUAUAGGUUGUGUAAUAUUUUUCAUAUAACAUUAUUCGA
Molecule: messenger RNA, 1181 nt
Organism: Ilex paraguariensis (yerba mate)
Lineage: Eukaryota; Viridiplantae; Streptophyta; Magnoliopsida; Aquifoliales; Aquifoliaceae
Source: the annotation of a GenBank genome assembly